AUGAGCAGGCCAAAAAUCAAACCCGAUUGUACUGAAUUGAUUGCAGUACAUGGAGGUGCUUGUGCUAAAUAUGAUCCAAGUUUGUCGGAAGAUUGUCGUUAUGUGUGUGGUACAGGCUCAGUCGAAAAAGCUUUGACGGACUUUGAAAGAAUUGAAAAAUUCAACUGUGGAUUCGGUUCACAUUUGACUAUCGAUCAAGAAGUUGAAUGUGAAGCCUCUUAUAUGUCAUCCAAAAAUAUGAGCUUCGGCGCUGUUGGUGCUAUGUCAAACGUUUUCCACCCAUCACGUGUUGCGCGACAUCUUGCUCAUAGUAACUGGUGGAAACAACGACGUCUGCUUCAUCCUCUCAUACUUGUUGGUCGCGGAGCAGAGAAAUAUGCUGUUAAAAAUGAUUUCCCAACGUGCAAUCCAGAAGAACUCAUCUCAAACGCAGCGAAAGACAGCUACGAAAAAUAUCUGCAUCGAAUGCUUCACCCUUAUGACACUCAUGACACUGUAGGAGCUAUUUCAAUUAACACAAAUACAAUGGAGGCCGAGUCCGGUACAUCCAGUGGUGGAAUCGUCUUGAAACAUUCAGGCCGGCUUGGUCAUAGCUGCGUGUAUGGCAGUGGCACGUGGUCAGAAAGAAGGCAGUACGAAGAACCUUUUGAUCAGUUCAGCGAGCGAACAAUUUCGAUUUGUUCAACAGGUCAUGGAGAAUCUCUUGUCAAGGCUGAUUUCUGCCGGGGAAUCGCCACUAGAGUUUUAGACGACGAAGAAGGAAUUAUGUACAGCGAAAUCAUUCGAGAAUUUAUUCGGGAGAAAAUGGAGCCAAGUGCGCGCUUCGGUGGUAUCGCUCUAAUCGUCGACAAGUUCAAGGAGCGAAUGUCUUUAGAGUUUUUAAUUUUCCACAACUGUCGAUAUCUUCCUGCAGCAGUUCGUGGAAGAAAUAAUCAAAUUCGUGUGUUCGAAUCAAAGUUCGAUCCAGAUAAUUGCACUGAUGACAAAUUUGUAAUUGAAUCUUUCAAUAUGUAA
Caenorhabditis remanei is the source of this 1014-nucleotide messenger RNA. RefSeq lists its product as uncharacterized. The coding region runs from base 1 to 1014 and encodes 337 amino acids. The transcript has 8 exons. Gene Ontology annotation, biological process: protein maturation. Gene Ontology annotation, molecular function: threonine-type endopeptidase activity. The record is from RefSeq and is a predicted model, not a curated record. Lineage: Eukaryota; Metazoa; Nematoda; Chromadorea; Rhabditida; Rhabditidae.